UGUUGUGAAUUUGUUGCUGAAGUGAAGAAGAAGAAGAAAAGAGUGUAGAGAGCUUUAUAUAGGAAGGAACAAAAUACAACACUUGUGCGCAAACUUUCACAGUGUCCGACGAUCUCCAAGCCCAAAUAUCAAAGUUCCUCUCUUUUUUUUUUCUUCUUCUUCUUUCUCAUUCUCUCUCUCUUUCUCUCUCCCUAAAAUUCGUAGCUUUAUUGCAUUUUGCUUCUGCAUUCGGCUUUGGAUUUCAUAAAGUGUUAAGAUUUAAGAGUGUCUCUCACUCAAUCUCUCUGUGUUAAGAGCUUUUAACCCGCAAGGAACAGAGAGAGUUUCUUUUUUCCUAAAAAAAAAAAAAGAGUUUUUAAUGCGAAAUCGUUUUCUAGGUUUGAUCUGCAGAUCCUGGUGCCCUAAUUUACCGCUGCUGUUACGGUCUCUUCCUUCCCUUGCCGUCAUUUGACUGACCUUUUCAAUGGUGGAGUUCUAUAUCUGAAUCUCUUUGGCAAAAAGAGUAAAAGCAAUCGAAUUUACCGACCUGCGAGUGUUUUAUAUUGAAGGCCAAGUGCGUUACUACUGUGUCGCAUAAAGUUUGAAUUUGAAACUUCGUGGAGGGUGAGAGAGAGAUAUGCUGACAUGCAUAGCUUGUUCGAAGCAGCUAAGCACCAACAAUGGUGGAUCUAAGAGACAAGAGGAAGAUGAAGAUGAAGAAGACAGAGUUAUUGGAACGCCCAGGUCUAAGCAACCUAUUAAGUCCCUGACGUCACAGAUAAAAGACAUGGCAGUAAAAGCAUCAGGUGCUUAUAAAAGCUGCAAACCGUGUUCAGGGUCGUCAAACCAGAAUAAGAACCGAAGCUACGCUGAUUCGGAUGCUGCUUCAAAUUCUGGGAGGUUUCGUUAUGCUUACAAGAGAGCAGGGAGUGGAAGCUCAACACCGAAAAUUUUGGGCAAGGAAAUGGAGUCAAGGUUGAAAGGGUUUGUGAGUGGAGAAGGAACACCUGAAUCCAUGAGUGGUAGGACAGAGUCCACAGUGUUCAUGGAGGAAGAAGAUGAGCUUAAGGAAUGGGUUGCUCAAGUAGAGCCUGGUGUCCUCAUCACAUUUGUAUCAUUGCCUGAGGGAGGGAAUGAUAUGAAGCGGAUUCGGUUCAGCCGUGAAAUGUUUGAUAAAUGGCAAGCUCAAAAGUGGUGGGCGGAGAAUUUCGACAAGGUCAUGGAAUUAUACAAUGUGCAGCAGUUCAAUCAGCAGAGCGUCCCACUUCCAACUCCUCCUAGAUCAGAAGAUGAGAGCUCACGAAUUCCAUCUAGCAAGAAUGGUCCUGCAACUCCACCUCUGAACAAAGAAAGCUCUCGAGGAAAAGGGUACGCUUCUUCUGACUCACUCACUCACCAACCAACAGCCCAAACACGAAAUGGACACCAAGAUUCAUCUGGUCUUGCUACAACACCAAAACUGUCUAGCAUAAGUGGGACCAAAACAGAGACAUCAUCGGUUGAUGAGUCUGCAAGAAGUAGCUCGUCAAGGGAAGAAGAAGAAGGAGAAGAAGCAGAUCAUUCAGGGGAGCUCUCUGUAAGUAAUGCAAGUGACAUUGAAACUGAAUGGGUUGAACAGGACGAAGCCGGUGUUUACAUCACAAUCAGAGCUUUACCAGAUGGGACUCGGGAGCUUAGACGGGUUCGCUUCAGCCGAGAGAAGUUUGGGGAAACGAAUGCAAGAUUGUGGUGGGAGCAGAACAGAGCUCGCAUACAACAACAAUACUUGUGAUGAAGAUGGGAUGAUCUCUAGAGGAACUUGGACACAUCAAAACAAAACACUUCUCUUUUUGUAUGUUUUACUCGGAUAAAAAAAAAAGCUACAGAUUGAUGGAAAUAACUUGGGUUUCAGAUGCUGCAUGUACCUUUUAGUUGGUGGUUGUUAGUAGAUCUCUUUCUCUUCUUCUUUACAUUUACAUCUCUAUACAGAGGUAUCAGUUUUACUCCUUCAGUGGAUUUUUUUUUCUUGGUGUUACUAGUAAGGGUAUGUAUAUAAUAGACCAAUUCUAGGAAAAUUCAUACUAUUUCAAUGGCCAUCUUUCCAUUUAUUUAUGACAA
This is a messenger RNA of Capsella rubella, 2076 nucleotides long. Its product is annotated as protein Brevis radix-like 2. The transcript has 6 exons. NCBI's taxonomy places the organism in Eukaryota, Viridiplantae, Streptophyta, Magnoliopsida, Brassicales, Brassicaceae. The record is from RefSeq and is a predicted model, not a curated record. The coding region runs from base 617 to 1750 and encodes 377 amino acids.